Molecule: messenger RNA, 1743 nt
Organism: Verruconis gallopava
Lineage: Eukaryota; Fungi; Ascomycota; Dothideomycetes; Venturiales; Sympoventuriaceae
Exons: 2
Coding region: 888-1202 (104 amino acids)
Source: RefSeq, a predicted model, not a curated record
GAAUCGGCUCGAAUGUAGGACUGCAGCUUCUCACCGGAAAUCAAAGCCUGGUUGUUUCAGUUCUUUGCAUCGAGCAUCAGCACGAGGUUCUCGCCAGCAAACUCGCAUGAAGCGGGCAUCCUUUAGCUGCAGCUGUCUUUACGAAUCGGGAAGUUCAUCGUCCCCGAACUUGAGAGAAAACCUUUGGAAGGCGAAGGGCUACCCACAUGAUGCGCGUAAUGGCAGCACGUAAAAGAUAGCUGGCAGCGUGGUGGACUACUGAUGCGAGCAGGGAGUACCGGAACCGUUUUUAAGGGCGCAACGGCGAAAAAAACCAUGCUUUUCCUGGAAUACAGCCAAAACCCACAGCCACCAGCUGGUGCUGCCGUGUCAGGGCUCAGCGGCGAGUAGAUAGCGGUGAAGCGAACCAGCAAAGGUACUGAUUGAUGGCUACUGCACGGCGGGAGCGUCCAAGAGACUGGGGUAAACGCUACGGCUCUCGAGAUCAAGAUACGCUGGACGUCAACUACGAUCGUCUUUUGGUCGUCCCAGUGGCACGCAACCUUCCGAGAGACCUGUCCAUUCACAGCUGACAACCACGGCGACCGAACUGGUGGUGCCUUACUUGAACCUGUCAGCCUUACCACAAGUCUUCUGCUAAUAUAAUCACCCAAUAAGGCGCACAGCUGUCCAUGCUCUUCUUGCGGCAUGCUGUUGGGGUCAUCCCCGCACGACAUGCUCGGGUCCGACUUCGCCCCAUCGUCGUCGGCUGAGCAUUUGGGGCACGAAAAUGAGCUUACUGCCCAUCAUCUGCUGCUGAGUCGUCCGUCGAGUUCAAUCGUUGCUGGCUGCUCUGUCGUUCUUUGAAUUCACCCACUUAGUGUUCGAACCGAGACCUGCCGACCACUAUGCCGCAGAUCCAGCGAUUGACUCUUUUCAAGAUUCCCGACGCUGCAGACCUCGACCAGGCUCUUGCCGCCUAUGCGAAGCUCGAAGCGAACAAUCAAAAGGAUGGCAAACCCUACAUCCUUCAGAUGAAAGCAUACAAGCUCCACGAGGACGAACGGAGUCAAGGGUACACAUUGGCGGCCCGGACCGUGUUCGCAAGCCUGGACGACAUGAAAUAUUACGACAACGACUGCCCAGCACAUGGAGAGCUCAAGGCAACGGUCAAACCCUUGAUCAAGGGUGGCCCGCCUCUUGUUCUCUACAUGGACUUUUAGCUGGCAAAUCGGUAUAUAGUCGCAUCAAAUGCAAACUUCUGCUGCAUCCUGUUACCCUUGUAUAUGCACCUUCCCUCCCAUGUUCUAUUGCGGCGCCUACUAACCCAAUGAUCGCACUUCAAUCAUCUGACAUGAUCAGAAGCUCAGGUUAUUAAUUUCGGAGGUUGCGACUAGACGCGUGUACAUUGCCUUCAAGCUACGAUGUCCAAGAUUAAGGAGUGACUCGAUUUCAAAGUGUGUGCUCGGCUUCGCGAGAAAUGAGCAGAGCCCUUGAUAGCUUGACCGUCGUGAAUGUCAUCUUUUCGAUGCAGACAAGCAAAAACACAUGAUCGGAUUGCCCUUGCACAUGUAGUUCCCUGCAUGCCGUAUCAUUCCUCCAAGCCCGAUCAAUCGUUGCUGACAAUUCCUUUGAACGGUGAUGUGCCCUUUGGCUGAGGAUGGCGAUACAUUACAGCCUGUUGGAAGAGUUCGUGGGAAGAAAAUUAAGAAGCUAAAUAGACGUAUUUCCUCGAUGUCAUUAAUAUAUCCCACCACAAAUAAC